CCCAGGCCUGAACCCCGGCCAACACGUCCCAUGAGGCCACCACGAGAACUCUGUCUGUCUGCUCUGCAUGGGGUCUCCCACAUAUGAAUGGACAUGGAGGAUGAAGAUGGGACUUGUCUACUUGAUGUUUUGUGCGAUCCCCAGGCACUGAACGACUUCCUCCACGGGACUCAUGAGCUACAGGAUGAAGACCUGCUGCUCAGCUCCUCCUCUGGGGAGCCCUCCCUGCUCACCGACGCCCCGAGCCCUGUCUCUCUAUUGGCUGAGGACAGCACCUCCCAAGACACGCCCCCCCCUGGCUGUGUGGAUCUGUCCUUCCUGGAGGAGGCUCUGCUGGCGUCCCCGGAGCCAGACGCCUCCCCAGGGGCCGCUGGGGGGGCAGCCCAGGCAGGGCGUGCCGAGGACGAGGAGGUGGCCUGUGACAUCCUCCAGCAGAGUCUCCAGGAGGCUGACAUCACAGAGCAGACCAUGGCUCUGGAGGCGGGCCUGGAUCCCCCUGGGGAGGGCCCGUCUCUGUAUGCCCCCGGCCCCCUCGUCUCCCCUCCUGUCAUGCCCUUCCUCCCUAAAGUGGUGCCCUUCCCCCCCGCCCUGCCCAGGGACACCCAGGCAGCGGUGGAGCCCCCCCAGCCCUCCCUGCUGGCCGUGGGGCCGGGCUGCCCCUCUCUGAAGCCCACCGCUCCUCAGCUCAUGGGUCUCCUCCCUGGGAGCGUGUUCCCCGCCCCUCCCCCCGAACCCUCCUUCUCCCUGAGUCCUGUCCAGGACUCCAGCAUGCUCCUCCAGAAGGCCCUCCCCGGCUUGACAGGGCGCCCCCUCAUCGCCCCCAGCCUGAGGACCACCCCGGGCCCGGGAAUCCUGCUCCAGAGGGGUCCCCUCCCCAUCCAGCCCAAGCUGCCCAUCAGCAUCCAGCCCCGGCUGGUACAGAUCAGCCCCAAGCCUCCCGGGCACAAACCCUCCUCGGGUCUCACCUUUGUCCCUGGGACCACGUCUCCCAACAUCCUGCUGUCCCCUCCUCCGGGCCCCCAUCUCCCCUCGCAGCCCCCACCCGGCCCCCAGCCCCCCAAGCCUGUCAGCCUGCAGCUCCUCAAUCAGGGGGGCUCCUUCGUGCUGCAGCCCCAGGGCCUCUUUCAGGGCCAAGGCCAGUUCCUCCUCCCCAGCCAGGCCCCUGUCACCCUGUCCCAGCCUGUGGGGGCCCCUCGGUCCCUCCUCACACCUGGCCCCCAGGGCCCCCCCAUCCAGGGCGUGUCCUCCUCGGCAGGCCACCUGGUUGACGGCUCCCAGAUCCUGACCGUCCCCCAUCGCCACCUCAACUUCAGCCCCGUGUUCACCACGCCGUCCGGGCAGCUGACUCUGCGCCAGGGCGCCCUCCUCUCCGGCCCCUUGCAAAUCCAGCCGGCACCCCCUACAGUCUUCCAGAUGCCGGCGCAGCUAGCGUCUGCCUACGCCCCAACGGGGCCAAGCCAGCGUGCCACACUGGUCCACAGCCCCGCCCUGGGGAACCACAUCACCCUGAUCAACAGCUCCACCAUGCUGCCCCCAGACCUCGCGUCCAUCUCCAUCCUCAACGGUGGCCCCGUGGUGCAGGGGCUGCCCUUUGCCACCCCAGCCCGGAGGGGGGCGGUCACGGAGGCCCAGCUGAGCCUGCAGCAGGCGUCUGUGGUUCUGCUCCCGGAGAGGCCGCCGCUGGAGGGAAGGAGAGGAACAGACGAGCGGGAGCAGCAGCGGGGCCAGUCAAACAGACACGUUCUCCAACACGCCGCUCCGCAGUCUGUGGUCCCAGGUCUCCAGCCCCCCUCCCCCCCUGUGGUCACCCUGCUGCCAGCCCCCCAGGCCAGCCCCCCGGGCCCCGACCCCCCACCUGUGGCGGCCCCCCUGCCCGAACUCAUGCUGCCCCAGAGCGACAGGAAGCUGGAGGAGGUGCCCCUGGGGGCCCAGACCUUCAUCCAGAACAUUCUGCAGCAGAAGCAUCUGUGUCCCAGCCCAGCAGCGGAGGCAGUCAGGGCUGCUCUGCCCAUGGAGCCCGAGGAGCCUCACACCUCACCCGUGGCCAAUCCGACAGAGGACCCGCCCCCCACGCCUUCACUCAUUGGUGAGGCCUCCGGAGCCCUAUCUGUCCUGACCAACCAGGAGCUGACCGAGGGACUGUCUGCGCUGAGCCACCCCUGUGGGAUGACCUCUCCUCUGGGGUCUGAGAGCCAGGACCCAGCCGUGCUCUGCUCCCCCCUGGACCAGGCCCUGGACAUCACCCCGCCCCCCAGCAGGGCUUCUCCAGCUGCUGGGGGGGGCAGCUCAACUCCCCAGGCCCGACUGGCCGAGUACAGCAGCCCCCUCGCUCCGGCCCCCAGCGUCUCCGGGCCUCUGGGACAGUUGGACCCCCCCUAUAUGUCUGUGGAGGGGGGGCCCCCUGCUGUCCAGCAGCACACACAAAACACUGCUAUCUCGGACAUGGAGGGUAUAACCUUUAGUCUUGAAGUCCACCUGCCUUCCCCUCCACCCCAGCCCCCCAGACACCACCUCCACCAUCCCCUGGCCCAGGAUCUGCAGUCAGGGAUGAAGGUUCCAGGCCCUGCGGAGGAGAGGUGGGAGGAGAUACUAACACCAGCCAUGCGCAGACACAGGCUCCAGCAGCAGAUGUUCUUGGACCAGGAGGCGGUCCACAACCCCGCCCCUUGCAUGCCCUUCUCCAGUCUAGAGGAAGCAAUGAGAAACCUGCUCCCUUACCACACCUGUGCUGGGCUGGAGGCUGUACACACACACUUCAGCUCAGUGGACGAGCGGUUUGAUUCGGUGUCAGCGUUUCUCCUGAACCGCACCAAGGACAUGGUCAACAAGUACAGGCAGCUACUGGUGGGGGAAGCCCAGCAGGUGAGCCCAUCUGCAGAGAUGGUGAUGCUGGAGAGGCUGUUCCUCCAGGCGGAGCGCCUGGCGCUGGGAGAGGAGAGGAGGAGGGCCCGCAGAGACCCAGAGUCCUUUCUGAUGGACCUUUGUGCACCAUCGUCCGCUCCCCCUUGUGCCUACACCCCCUCUCCCCACGUCCCCUCUGACAGCCCCCCAUCCUCCCCUGCCUGGAUGCGCCUGUCCACCCGCCCGCCCGGCCUCCGGACCUACCGCUCCAGCACCAGGGGGGGUCUGAGGCUCACCAUCAAACAUGAGUCCGGCUCCAGGAAGGUUGUCCUCAACUCCGCUUGCGACCCCUCGCGACGCUCCGCCCCCUCCGGCCUCAAACGGAACCACGCCGGGCAGCUGACCAAUGGGAGCUUGAUCGUCAAGGAGCAGAGCCCUCACGGAACCAAUGGGACACCCUGUCCUCUGCCCAGGGCGGGGAUAUCCAACGGCGCCCCGCCUCCGAACGCUGCUGAGGAGGUUGGGCAUCCCGGACGGACGGAAGUGCGGACGGAAGUGCGGGGGCAAGCGGCGCCGCGAGUGACUCCCAACGCCCCUCCUCUGUCGGAGCGCCGCACCGCCUGUGGGGCUCCGCCCCCUCCAGACUCCAGCGGCCCUACCCUAAAGAGCUACAACCCCCUACCCCGCCAGCCCCUGCCCGAGCCCCACCCGGCCGAGCGCCUCCCCCCAGAGGACCACAUGCUCAGUGAACACCUGCAGAGUGCCAUCGACAGCAUCCUGGAGCUUCAGCGUCUACAGGGUCCUAGCGCCCCCACUCCCCGUAGCCAGCAAGCUCCCGCCCUGGACCAGGGGGUCACCAGCAUCCUGGAGGGACACCUGUAG
Hypomesus transpacificus is the source of this 3723-nucleotide messenger RNA. RefSeq names its product BRD4-interacting chromatin-remodeling complex-associated protein. The transcript is spliced from 13 exons. The record is from RefSeq and is a predicted model, not a curated record. Gene Ontology annotation, cellular component: SWI/SNF complex. Gene Ontology annotation, biological process: positive regulation of DNA-templated transcription. Lineage: Eukaryota; Metazoa; Chordata; Actinopteri; Osmeriformes; Osmeridae. Bases 88 to 3723 code for a protein of 1211 amino acids.